CCGCCGAGACAACUCGACGAACCAGCAGUGGGUUUCAAGACGUCGCUCUACAUCGACAAUUCGCGACUAGUGCGCGCUAAGUGUUAACAACCGUGUACCCGCGGUAAAGAUCACCAUCGUUAUCGGUUAUACAUUACCAGCUAAAAUAACUAUCGACAGUGUUGUUUUUUUUUACUUUUUCAUUUAUGCAUUGAAAUUAUUGGACAUUUAGUGAAGUCUAUACAGUUAUUUUUUUUUUUUCUUAAUCGGAUUAUUACCUAUUCUAGGUUAGAACAAACAACAACAUGAUGGCUAAACGGAUUGCUCAAACAAUAUUAUUACUGACUACUUUAAUAAGUUUCUAUAACAUAGUAAAAGCCGAAGAAAAGUCACUUGUUAGAAUACGAAGAGAACCCCCUUCAAAGUAUGGACCACCAAAGCCAUCAAGACCCAGGCCUGUUUAUGGGCCACCAAAAUCUAAUAGUUGGUCUAAACCAGUUUAUGGUCCACCACCAAAACCUAAAUAUGGACCUCCGCCAAAAUCGAAAUACGGUCCACCAAAACCAAAUUAUGGACCUCCAAAACCCGUAUACGGACCACCAAAACCCGUAUACGGACCACCAAAACCCGUAUACGGACCACCACCAAAGCCAAAAUAUGGACCUCCUAAACCAGUAUAUGGCCCUCCAUCAAAACCAACGCAAUCUUAUGGACCACCAUCAGGAGGAGGAUUUAAACCUUCUACUUCAUAUGGAGCUCCGCCAUCAUCUUCAUAUGGAGCACCACCUUCAUCAUCAUAUGGGGCACCACCAUCAUCGUCAUAUGGGGCACCACCGUCAUCAUCAUAUGGAGCACCACCGUCGUCAUCAUAUGGAGCACCACCAUCAUCAUCAUAUGGAGCACCACCGUCAUCAUCAUAUGGAGCACCACCAUCAUCGUCAUAUGGAGCACCACCGUCAUCUUCUUAUGGAGCACCGUCGCAAAGUCAAUCACCUUCAUAUGGAUCAUCUUCUUUAAAAGUUUUCCCUUCUUUAACAUAUGAUGCUCCAAUGCUACCUUCUUCUUAUGGUGCACCACCUCCACCAUCGUCAUCAUACGGUACACCACCACAACCAUCUUCUUCAUAUGGUGCACCAUCACAACCAUCGUCGUCUUACGGUGCCCCAUCACAGCCUUCAUCGUCAUAUGGUGCACCAUCACAACCAUCAUCGUCUUACGGUGCCCCAUCACAGCCUUCAUCGUCAUAUGGAGCACCAUCUCCAUCGUCUUCAUACGGCGCUCCCGCACAACCAUCGUCUUCUUAUGGAGCACCAUCACCACCAGCCACAUCUUAUGGAAUACCAACAAAUAACUAUAAUGCACCAUCAUCUUCUCAUUCAAUUUCAAUAACUCCUUCUGUUUCACUUCCUGCCCCAUCAACUGCAUAUGGAGCACCUUCCAAUGGUCCUUCAUCUUCAUAUGGAGCGCCAUCAAAUACACCAUCAUCAUCUUAUGGAGCCCAAACAUCUGGAUCAUAUAGUUCGUUUGGUUCAUCUUCUCAUAGUAAUAACUUAGAUUCAUUUAAUAUAGGAAAUUUAUUUAAUUCCCGCACUCAAUUUAGUGCACCAAUUCCUUCAAUUACCUAUGGUUUGCCUAAAGGCAAUGGAGACAUUCAAGGCUCUUAUAGCAGUAUAUCAAACUCAGUCUCAUAUCCAGAAAAUUCUCAACAAACAACGAUUAACUCAUACGGAGAACCAACUAAUAAAAGAGAUUCAAGUCAGUCAUCAGAAGACUCGUUUAAUAUAGUCAGCUCACAAUAUAACACUCAGAGUCCAGAUACACAAACAACGCCACCAUCAAAUAUAUUACAAAGGCGUCAUAAAGAAUCUUUAGAAAGUACUGAUAGCGUGUCGUCUUCAAAUUUAGAUGAAAAACUGAAGGGGAAAAAAGUAAUUGUAAAUGACAAACUAAAUGCGUACUUAAAAUAUAUAGCCAAAAGUACACAAAAGCCAGAAGUAGGUUUUCAGGCACCUACAAAGACUUUUAGUUUUAACUACGAAGAAUCGCCUUCUCAAGUAAACGAUAGCCUUACUUCACUAAGUGAUAAUUCUCCAAUUAAUCAUAGAAAUAAUGAAUAUAAUUCUGAACAAAAUGCAAGUGCUCAUACUUAUUCAGACAAUCAAUGGAAAAUCACUGAAAGUCUAUGAUGAUAAAUUUACAAAACUUUACAAUAUACUUUUAUGUUAACGUGUUUAACUGUUGUAAAAUAUGCAAUAUAAUAAUGCAAAACUCUCAAGUUUUAUUACUUGAAGAAUAUUGUAGUAUGAAUAUUAUAAAAUAACCCAAUUUUUGCCAAUAUUCAAUGGUGAGUCAGUUAAAUUAUAAAGUAAUUAAUUAAAUAUUAAA
Molecule: messenger RNA, 2364 nt
Organism: Melanaphis sacchari
Lineage: Eukaryota; Metazoa; Arthropoda; Insecta; Hemiptera; Aphididae
Product: pro-resilin-like
Exons: 3
Coding region: 285-2165 (626 amino acids)
Biological process (GO): positive regulation of transcription by RNA polymerase II
Cellular component (GO): RNA polymerase II transcription regulator complex
Molecular function (GO): transcription coactivator activity
Source: RefSeq, a predicted model, not a curated record